Molecule: messenger RNA, 1521 nt
Organism: Thalassophryne amazonica
Lineage: Eukaryota; Metazoa; Chordata; Actinopteri; Batrachoidiformes; Batrachoididae
Gene: fbxo4
Product: F-box protein 4
Exons: 7
Coding region: 72-1256 (394 amino acids)
Biological process (GO): SCF-dependent proteasomal ubiquitin-dependent protein catabolic process; protein polyubiquitination
Cellular component (GO): SCF ubiquitin ligase complex
Molecular function (GO): protein binding
Source: RefSeq, a predicted model, not a curated record
AACGCCAGCAACAAGGAAGUGUGAGUUGUCAGGUGGUCGGUGUUUUGGUUUUAGUUGGAACUGUCGAAGCCAUGGAAGGACCUGAGCAGCAUCUGAAUGAAUCUGUGGUGAUUCGCAGCCUCAGGCGUUUCAGAGACAGAUACUUUCCCAGUAGAGGCGAAGCGCCUCCUGCUCGUGAGGCUGAUGAGUCUUGGUUCGGACUUCUGGAUUUCUUACCGGUGGAUGUUCAGUUCCUGAUCAUGACCUUUCUCUCUCCUGUGGAUAUCUGUCGAUUGGGAGCCACCAGUCGGUAUUGGAAGGCUAUGGUCAAAGAUCCAUUACUGUGGAGAUAUUUCCUGCUCAGAGACAUGCCCUUCUGGCCCUCCAUAGACCACAUGACUAUGCCUCAGCUGGAGUACUUGCACGUACCGCUAAGCAGCGAAGACGAGAGCCUGGAUGAUGGAGAACAAGGGGUAGAUGAGGAGAAAAUGACAAAGCACGACUACAUGGCAGAAUACCUCAAAGGCUGUCCAUCCUGCAGACAUCAGUGGCUUCCUUCAAGGCCACGCUACGAGAUUGUAACAUCAUUCCUACAGAGUUUGGUUGCUUCAUAUGAGCCACGUUAUGCCAUGUUUGGUUCUGGCAUAGAGCAGCUGGAUGUCUCUCUAGUCACAAAACUUAUGCACUCCCCAGAUGUGCUUCCAGUGUCUGGGACCCCACACCGACAAGUUAAUGGUAUUGGUUCGGGGAUUAGUUACAUGUUCAACAACCAACAUAGGUUCAAUAUUCUCACUCUUUACUCAACCAACAAAGCAGAGAGGGACAGAGCCAAAGUGCAGCAGCAGAGUACCAAUAGCAAGCUCUUCACUGCUGAAGGAAAGGAUCAGUCAGGCCACCCCAUCUUCAGUCCUGCUCCUCAGGUCCAGCAAGUAUGCCAGGUGGUCGAUGGCUUCAUCUAUGUCGCCAAUGCAGAGCCUGGGAGAGCAGGUGACUGGGAAGUAGAGGCAGCUCAGAUCCGUGCAGUGCUGAGUUCUGCCUGGGGCUCAACAUCAAGGCCUCUAGUGGUUCUAUCUUGCAUCUCCAGAGAAGAACCCCAAUCAGACAGGAUCACCAGAAACAGGGCCAGGUGUCGAUCUCCUUGUGUUGAGAUGGCAAAAAAGCUUGACCUCCCACAGCUGACUAACCCCUGGAUGGUGCAGGACACAGUGGCAGAAUCGCUGUUUGGGCUUUUGGAUGGUAUAUCCUGGCUGCUGAGAUGCUCUGGAGUCAAACUCUAGGACAGCUUGAUAUCUAUAGUUUUGUUUGCUUGUUUGUUUGUUUUUAAAUCCCAUAUCUAUCUAUCUAGUUGUGUGUGUGUGUAUAUAUACACUGCAGUAUGUCACUUGUUUUUUUCAAUAUUGUCAGUUCAUUAAUUUGAUUUUUUUUUUUUUUUUGCAGCGAUAAAGUGUACUUCUUAUUGGUAUUUAAUCUUUUAUUGUUGAAGUUUAUUUUGUUUAAUGCUUUGAUUAAUCUGAAAGUCCUAUAUAAAUACUUUAAUUAUUA